Messenger RNA from Aspergillus calidoustus, 996 nucleotides. The record is from the annotation of a GenBank genome assembly. Lineage: Eukaryota; Fungi; Ascomycota; Eurotiomycetes; Eurotiales; Aspergillaceae.
AUGGCUUUCCGACGUCCUCUGACGCUGUCCUCGACAGCAUCAAUGCCUUUCCUCUCGGUGGCUGGCCGCAGCUCUCGGCUUGCAUCUGCCCUUCCCCGAUCAACCUUUACUACGAGUUCCAGGGCCUCCUCCAGCUCAACCUCAGCAUUGGCCUACAAGGCUCUCCACCGCCGCUCCCCUCUUACCCUCCCAGUCUCGGACAUCUCACCGCAAUGGGACGCCCCGACAGCCGUCUCGUCAAUCCUCUACGAGACCCCCGUUCGCCCGACAAACCCGCCGAAGCGUCAUAUCCUGAACUGUCUGGUACAGAACGAGCCCGGUGUGCUCUCUCGUGUCUCUGGGAUUCUUGCGGCCCGCGGCUUCAACAUUGACAGUCUUGUUGUCUGUAAUACCGAGGUGGAGGAUCUGUCUCGCAUGACCAUCGUGCUGCAGGGUCAGGACGGAGUCGUUGAGCAGGCCCGCCGCCAGCUGGAUGAUCUCGUCCCUGUUUGGGCUGUGCUCGAUUACACGGACUCUGCGCUGGUACAGCGUGAACUCCUCUUGGCCAAGGUCAGCAUUUUGGGCCCUGAGUUCUUCGAGGAAUUGCUCCAGCACCAUCGUGAGAUCACAACACCCGUCGAUGCCGUAGAAGGCAUGAGGGAGAAGAACGGCGAGGAACGGUCUCUGUCCAAGACUGCUGAGGAAUUCCACCCCCGCAACUUGCCCAGCAGUCAAGCUCUCCGACACAAACACGAGCAUCUGGAUGCCAUUACACGAUUGACUCACCAAUUCGGUGGCAAGGUGUUGGAUAUCAGCACGAACAACUGCAUUGUCGAAAUUUCCGCUAAGCCCAACCGUAUCGAUUCCUUCAUGAAGCUCAUUGCCCCCUUCGGUAUCCUCGAGUCCACCCGUACCGGCCUGAUGGCCCUUCCUCGUUCUCCUCUCUUCGAGCCGAACGACGAGAUUGAGAAGGAUGCCGCCGACGUGGUCGAUGCUAGCACCCUUCCUCCCGGCUAA